AUGCCGUUCAUGGACGCGGCGGCGCAAGGCGGCGGCACGCCAGCGGGCACCGCCAAGGUCAUCACGCAGGGGCUCAUGGCUCAGCCGGAGGAGGUGCGACCAGCCUGGAUGAAGGGGAGAACUGAAGCAGAAGUCUGCGAGAUCGUGACGCGGUCCAUUUGCGAGGCGGUAGAAGCCUCCUAUGUCGUGAAGGACUACAUCGACUCAGAGCGAACGAAGGGCCGAAUUUUCGACGACAUCUACGGGGAGGCGCCAUCUGAGAGGCAUUGA
Effrenium voratum is the source of this 270-nucleotide messenger RNA. The record is from the annotation of a GenBank genome assembly. Lineage: Eukaryota; Dinophyceae; Suessiales; Symbiodiniaceae.